GUGCUUCUCACGAGACACACAUAAGACAUCGUCGUCGAAAUAUAUCGCUUUAAUAUCGUCGUCGAGUCCGAGGCCUUACGCAGUUUCAGAUCUAUCUUUGUUGGGCGUCGACGUGCUUUUGUGCUUUUGCAGUCCGAGCAGUCAUCCUCUGUGCGAACAAAUUCCUUUAACCCAUUUUAGCUCGAUCAAUUUGAGCGUAAUUUUCUUUCGUGAAUCAGUGCAGGCAGUCAAGCCAAAAACAAAUAAGCCAAAAUGUCUCUCAGCGAUGCUGACGUCCAGAAGCAGAUCAAGCAUAUGAUGGCCUUCAUCGAACAAGAGGCCAAUGAAAAAGCUGAAGAAAUUGAUGCAAAAGCAGAAGAAGAAUUUAAUAUUGAAAAAGGACGCUUAGUACAGCAACAGCGUCUCAAGAUUAUGGAAUAUUAUGAAAAGAAAGAGAAACAAGUUGAGCUCCAAAAGAAGAUCCAAUCUUCAAAUAUGCUUAAUCAAGCUCGUUUGAAGGUUCUCAAAGUUCGUGAAGAUCAUGUCAAGAAUGUCUUGGAUGAUGCAAGGAAGAAGCUCAGUGAAAUUUCUAGGGAUCAAGGCAAAUAUGCUGGACUCUUGAAACUGUUGAUUUCUCAAGGAUUAUAUCAACUGGUAGAAACUACUGUAGUCAUAAGAGCUAGACAAGUUGACCAUCCUUUGAUCGAAUCACUUUUACCUGAAAUUCAAGAUACAUACAAAGAGCAUACCAAGAAGGAAGCUACAUUGAAGCUGGAUCAAGAUAACUACUUGGCUGCUGACAGCUGUGGUGGUGUUGAACUUUUGGCCCAUAAAGGACGCAUAAAGAUAGUCAAUACAUUGGAAAAUAGACUGGAACUCAUCGCUCAACAACUUAUUCCAGAAAUCCGCACAGCAUUAUUCGGUCGCAACGUUAACCGCAAAUUCACCGAUUAAAUUACCGCGCACAAUCGCGUUUUAACAUUCCUGUAAAUCGAUGCUAAAUCUGAGACGGUUCGAUUUCAUGUUACAUCUUGAAAGCGCCGAUUGAUGUGUUGAACGCACGUAAUUCGCUUACCUAUGGUUAGAUUUGAAACUAUAUGUAUGAUAAAUGAAUGUAUUACUGUAAUUAUUGAAAAGGCAAAUAAUUAAGUUUCAUUAAAAAUGUCAUGUAUUUUUAUUUGUCUGUUACAAGCUGUGACAUUAUUUCGGUUCAGCUGUUGAAAAAUAUUUAUUCUAGUUUAAUAAAUUAAUCAAAAACCAAAUUAA
Molecule: messenger RNA, 1245 nt
Organism: Trichogramma pretiosum
Lineage: Eukaryota; Metazoa; Arthropoda; Insecta; Hymenoptera; Trichogrammatidae
Gene: Vha26
Product: V-type proton ATPase subunit E
Exons: 5
Coding region: 253-933 (226 amino acids)
Biological process (GO): proton transmembrane transport
Cellular component (GO): proton-transporting two-sector ATPase complex, catalytic domain
Molecular function (GO): proton-transporting ATPase activity, rotational mechanism
Source: RefSeq, a predicted model, not a curated record